Molecule: messenger RNA, 1279 nt
Organism: Cucumis melo (muskmelon)
Lineage: Eukaryota; Viridiplantae; Streptophyta; Magnoliopsida; Cucurbitales; Cucurbitaceae
Product: ubiquitin-conjugating enzyme E2 32
Exons: 5
Coding region: 172-1065 (297 amino acids)
Source: RefSeq, a predicted model, not a curated record
CCGUGCCAAUAAAUUGCGACAGCCAUCAAUCUGUACGGCUUGGCUUUGAUUAUCGAUUCAAAUCCUCUCGUUUGGUUCCGGAGAUUGCUUCUUUUUCGAUCAAGUAAUUUUGUAGUCUUGUGAUCGGUGGUGGGUUUAGUCGGAUCGGAUCUGCGAUUGAAUUGAGAAGCUAUGGCGGAGGAUAAGUACAAUAUGAAGAACCCUGCGGUGAAGAGGAUCCUUCAGGAGGUCAAGGAGAUGCAGGCUAAUCCUUCUGAUGAUUUCAUGAGUCUUCCUCUCGAGGAGAAUAUAUUUGAAUGGCAAUUUGCCAUCCGCGGACCUGAUGAUAGUGAAUUUGAGGGUGGGAUAUAUCAUGGACGUAUCCAAUUGCCAGCAGAAUAUCCAUUCAAGCCACCUUCAUUCAUGCUGUUGACCCCCAACGGUCGAUUUGAAACCCAAACGAAGAUUUGUUUGAGCAUAUCAAAUCACCAUCCAGAGCAUUGGCAACCAUCAUGGAGUGUGCGCACUGCCUUGGUGGCAUUAAUUGCUUUCAUGCCCACAAACCCAAAUGGAGCUCUUGGUUCCCUGGAUUACAAGAAGGAAGAAAGGCGAGUAUUGGCCAUCAAAUCUCGAGAAGCACCCCCGAAAUUUGGUACUCCUGAGCGUCAAAAACUAAUUGACGAGAUUCAUGAAUACAUGCUGAGUAAGGCGCCGCCUGUCCCUCAAUCGGGUUCUUCAGAUGUCUCUGACGAAAAACCGACCAACGAGGAGUCUGAUGUCCAGGUAACUUCUGAACCUGCUGAACUUGCAGCUGCUGGGGAAGAGCUGCAGAAUCCACCUACAAUCAACAGGAUCGUUGAGGAAGCAGUACCAGAGGUCCAGCCCGAAGUGGCAAGAGUGGCGCCAUCUAGUCGCCCCACCACUCAGGCUGAGCAGCAGAGGCCUGAGACGAGAGUUCAUAAACCAGCUGACGACAGGUUGUUCACAUGGGCUGCCAUCGGGCUCACUCUUGCAAUCGUUGUUCUUUUGCUGAAGAAGUUCAUGAAAGCAAGCGCUCAUGGUUCUGUGUUCAUGGAUGAAUCUUAGAAGAUUGGAGAUGAUAUUUGUUGAUUGAUAGCUUUUGCUAUGAGACACGAGGGUCUUAUGUGUAUUGAUAGUUUUAGCGUAAAUUCUAAUGUUUCAUAUCAUUCUGAUUCUACAAGGAAAAAAAAAAAGCAAUCUUAUGUUUUUAUGGUGUUGCCUUCCCUUCUCCAUUAUUUGUAGUUAAAUAAUAACAUAUGCAAAAUUGCUUGGCUUAAAA